AUGAGCAGGAUGGAAAAAGAUGAGUUUUCUGCCCCUCUUGGCUUUUCUGAGCCCUGGGAGGAGGUCACAGGAGAUCACUACAGCCCGAUCGGGCUGCAAGAACCCGUGAAAAGUUCAGAGCUAUUACCAGUGACAAUCCUGUUCAUAGGGGAAUUUAGAAGAAUCAGACUGAAUGUAACUGAUCGAUCACCAAAUCAGUCUUGGAAGUUGGAUGGCCCGAACAGCUUCCACUACAGCUUUUUGCAUGAAAUCAAAGGCGGAAGAGAAAAUCAAAUUUCAUAUUUGAAAAUAUCAAAACUAGCGUUGGCUUUUGCAAUUAUCCACUCAAAACCACCAGGGAAGAGUUCCAAAGAAUACACAGAGUACCUUGCCAGAACUGUAUCUGAACAAGAUUUUGGAUGGAAAUGGAAAGUGGAAGUGCUGGAAGCUGAAGUUCUUCGAUUACGACAGGAACUUCUUUUGAACAGGAUCUCUCCAAGAUUCUGCUUGGAAAAUAGAAAACAGGAUACCUCUGCUGAAACUCUUCUGGGUCGGGAAUCUGUAAACCCUACAAGUUACUCAAGCCAGCUGGAAGACUCUGGAUGUGACGUCUGUAAUGACUCUCCAUUUGAUUCUUUAGGCAUAGCUUCAGAUUUUCACCAAUCUGAGCAUAAUGUCAACACUUCUAAACAUUGGUUGGAAAGAGUUCCCCCACUAAAUCUUCGCCAUGUUAGCAAGGAGCAAUCUCUGUCUGCUCCAGUGCAUUUUUUGCAACGUUUGCUUGAAAUAAGAAAACUGUCAGAAGGAGGAAUUCUUCAAGCAGACUUCUCGGAGCUUGAGAAUGAUUCUUUUACCAUAUGCAGUUCAGUGUCUCAGUUGCUUGAUGGACUGACUUUUUUUUACAACAGUCCUAAAUUCCCAGCUCCAGGUUUCCUUACUGAAGGAGUUUGUGUUUUGCUCAGUUUAAUAACUGAUAGUAAAUUAUCAAAUCAUGUUUUGAAGAAAUGUUUCAAGAAGAUAGAAGAAUUUAAGAAAAAUCUAAUUGAAAUUAUUUUAAGAAAUAGGAGUGUCAAUAGGUUUCAGGCACUGCAUUCUGUAUCACAAACGCUGGGUUUGAUAGGAAGGAACAGCAUACUAAGGAAUUCUUUAAUAUCCCUUCUCCUAUCGGGAGUCCGUCAGUUUGCUGAGCAGUUGUUGCAGGCACACCAGGUCCAGUCUGUGUAUGACAUCACCCAGUAUGAGAACAUUUGUCUUUUGUGCAUGAUUCUGGAACAACUUCUUCAAAAUGAGACAGAAGAAAGUAACAUUUCAAGCUCAGACUAUGGAGGAGAAGAAAAAAUCAAAUUUUUGAAGAACCUUGAUCAAGUUAUUCUUCAUCUCUCCGAUGAAUUCCCUUUGUUUUCUUUAUAUUUGUGGAGAGUGAGUGUUCUUUUGAACUCAGGUCAAAUGCAAAUUGAUUAAAACAAGCAGCUUACUUUUUAACCAUGCAUUCGUUGUGGGAUUGCAUUGGAAAAUUUUCGAGCCAGACAGUGAUAUUGUCAUUAUUGAAAAACACUUACUUUAAACUAC
Molecule: messenger RNA, 1548 nt
Organism: Motacilla alba alba
Lineage: Eukaryota; Metazoa; Chordata; Aves; Passeriformes; Motacillidae
Gene: MEI4
Product: meiotic double-stranded break formation protein 4
Exons: 7
Coding region: 1-1440 (479 amino acids)
Biological process (GO): homologous chromosome pairing at meiosis; spermatogenesis; oogenesis
Cellular component (GO): lateral element
Source: RefSeq, a predicted model, not a curated record